AUGAGUUGGAACAGUCUACCGCCCGAGCUUCAACUAGAAGUAUUCGAGAUGCUUCUCGAACCCGAAUCCAAUGCAGCUCCAGACGCGGCCGUUCCAGACCAAAUGGCUAAGCCGCGUAUUCUGUCCACCUGUGCCAUGGUGUGUCAAGAAUGGCAAGCAUAUUUUGAGAAACAAAAUUUCAAACGACUUAUACUACAUCAAGACGACGUUUGUCAAUUCGGUGAAAUCCUCACUCGCCACCAGCGCACAUUCUUGGUGCGAUGGAUCUGGCUGCGCAUUGAACUCCCAACCUACGACUGCAGUAGAUGCGGAACACCAGAGUCUACCGAUGAAGAUGUUGCCAAUAAAUACAUCUUCACAAACGCCGUGUGGGAUCUUCUGGGAAUACUAUCUGCUUGGCCUAGGAACAAAGAAAUCGAACAAGAACGGAGAGGUCUCACAUUGGAACUCAGUGUUCAUUCGCCGAGCGACACCGAUCACUACUGUCAAGACCUAGCUGUGAGGGUUAACGAUACGGCCUGGUCCUUGCAUACACCGCCGCCGAGGGUUUAUGAGGAUAAAUUUCAUCGGUGGAAGAAUGGGCACCCUACUCAUUACGUGAAAAAUAACGCCCUACUACGCGUGUUUGGACAUCCCAGGGGGUUGCGUUUUGACCUUCGGGCCCCGUCUGCUCGACGAUGGAGACGGGUUUUGCCGAAAGUCGGCGUGGUUAAGAGCUUCAAGAUCCGACGUCAAUUCUUUCGCCAUUUCUCUGUGGCCAAGGCCUUAGCGCCAAUUAUUGAAUCCCUCCACCGCCUGGUAAGGUUUGAAUAUGAGCCAUGGCGAGGUAUAGAUACUGCCAAAUUUAAAGGCAAGAGUGUUAGAGACGAAGAGCAUCAGCAACUCUUUGAAGUCUUGAGGUCCAAACGGAGCCUUAGGUUUAUCUCAUUCUUCGAAGACCUUAACCCUAUUUAUCACAAAUGGAACGAAUAUAAGAGGGCCAACCGGACACUGGGACAGACCUUGGCAAGGACGAGUCGCAAUCUGGAGUGCCUUCAUGCCGCAAUGGGUGUUGAUGCACAGCAUUUCUUCUUUGCCUUCUUACCCGGAAUAACCAAGCCUCCGCGAGAUAUGCGAUGGCGUAAUCUACAGUUUCUCUCUUUAUAUACCUCUCACUUGACUCUGAAAGGCCAGGAUCGGCUACUUUGUGCUGCGGCGCUUGCAGCCAAGGUGAUGCCCAAAAUCAAAAUCUUCGAGUUAUGGACUGCCAGCCCACAACAACCGUGUAUAUUCGUCUAUGGACUCACGAGAAGAGGACCACCGCAAAUCUCGCUUGAUAGUAGCUGGGGCGCCAGAUUCAGCGAUCAAGCAAUAGAAUUAUGGGCUGAAAAAGCAAAAUUGGAUAACAGCAGGGAUGAGUUGUCUGUCAAGUACGGGGAUUUUGGCCCAUGGGGUAUCCCGGACCACAUUCCAGUUGUCCAAUAUCUGGUUACGCGAAAGCAGUUGUUGAGCGAGACUUCCCUGCAACAGCUACGGAAUCUAAUACCAGGUUGA
Messenger RNA from Clonostachys byssicola, 1533 nucleotides. The record is from the annotation of a GenBank genome assembly. Lineage: Eukaryota; Fungi; Ascomycota; Sordariomycetes; Hypocreales; Bionectriaceae.